Messenger RNA from Choloepus didactylus (southern two-toed sloth), 1639 nucleotides. RefSeq names its product glycolipid transfer protein domain containing 2 (gene GLTPD2). The transcript is spliced from 4 exons. NCBI's taxonomy places the organism in Eukaryota, Metazoa, Chordata, Mammalia, Pilosa, Megalonychidae. Gene Ontology annotation, molecular function: ceramide 1-phosphate binding; ceramide 1-phosphate transfer activity. The record is from RefSeq and is a predicted model, not a curated record. Gene Ontology annotation, biological process: ceramide transport; intermembrane lipid transfer. The coding region runs from base 89 to 943 and encodes 284 amino acids. Gene Ontology annotation, cellular component: cytoplasm; cytosol; membrane.
GGGACCGCGGGCUUCUCUCCCCUCCUGGAGGCGGAGGGACACGCACUGGCUAGGGGCCGGUGCGGGGGCGGUGGUCCCAGCAGCAGCCAUGGGCGUCGCGCUGCCGCCCCCGGUCCCGCGGCGCUGGGUCCGCCACGCAGUCCCUCUCGCUGUCUUCGCGCUGCUGCUUCUUUAUCUCAGUGCUCGGAGCCUCCGGGGGCUGUCGGGUUGCGGAUCCGGGGCACGGUCCUGCGUUCCUGAGAGACCGCUACCCUUGCAGGUCCGGCAAGAGUCGGGACCCCUGGAGGCCCCGGGGAGGGAACAGCCUCCUUGUCUGAGCCCCCAGGGUUUGCUAGGCCGCCUGGUGGGGCAGUUCCGCGCCAGCCUGAACACGGAAGGGGAUGUGCAGCUGUCUGAGUACCUGGCCGGAUGGAGGGAGCUGGUCAAGCUCCUGAUUCCCCUCGGCUCCAUCUUCGCCUUCGCCACAAGCGAGGUCUCCAGCAAGGUCACAGCCCUCGAAGCCCGGGUGCGCGGCCCGGAGGCCGCACACUACACGACGCUGGCGGCCAUGGCGGCGUGGGAGCGGCGGGCGGGAGUGCUGGAGCAGCAGCCCUUGACCUCGGGCUCCAGAACGAUGCUCCUGCUGCACCGCGCGCUGCGCUGGUCCCAGCUCUGCCUCCACCGGGUGGCGACCGGGACGGUCGGAGGCCCGGACGCCGGCACGCAGUGCAGCGACGCCUACGGCACGGCCCUGGCCCCGCACCACCCCUGGCUCAUCCGGCAGGCUGCCAGCCUCGCCUUCCUCGCCUUCCCGGGUCGGGGCCAGUUGCUCGCGCUGGCGUGUCCCGGAAGCCGAGAGGCGGAGGCGCGGGCUGCGGUAGCCCGGGUCGCGAGCACCCUGGAGGACGUCUACAAACGCACCCAGGGUCUGCUUGCUGAGCGCGGCCUGCUCCAGCUGGCCUGAGGACGGCCGGCCUGAGAGCGAGGGAGCGCGGGACGCGCGGGGGCGAGGUCCGCGCAGCCGCAGGUCGCGCCAGCAAGGCUAGUCUCCGCCGCUAGGGGGCGGGGCCUCCCUCGCAAGCCCCGCCUCCUUGGGGGCGCGUCACCGCCGCGAAGGCCCGCCCCUGGCCGGGGAUAAUUUUGGGCUCCUCCCACCAUGCGUAGCUCCAGGGUGGAUGGGAGGAACUGUGGAGAAUAAAUGGUAUUUUUUGGCAGCGGUCGAUGCGGGGCGUUUUGUGUGACGACAGCAAGCACUGAAGGGAAAGAGAAAAAAUUGGAUGCAGAUGGAUGUGUCAUCCCUCUUCUCGGCAGCCAAGGGACGCACGCUUCUCCCGGCCUAUCUCAGCCACUCACUCCCAUGACUUCAGUUGCCAACUAGUUGCCAAGUCUCCAGCUCAGACCUGUACCCUGAGCUCCAGACCGGUAUAGCCAAGUCUUUCCUACAAGCCCCUCAAACAUAGCAGGUUCCACAGGGAGCCCGCCACCUCCCCGCAGAACCGGCGCCUCCUCCUGUGUUCCCUUUCUUUCUCCCUGCGUGAAUAAUGGGACGGUACCAUCAUUUCAUCUUCAGCUACCCAAACCUGAAAACUGGUUGUCAUGCCUCACACCAAGCAAGCUCCAAAAAUGUAUAUUUAAUAAAUGACACGCAACGAGAAAACGA